Molecule: messenger RNA, 2821 nt
Organism: Branchiostoma floridae (Florida lancelet)
Lineage: Eukaryota; Metazoa; Chordata; Leptocardii; Amphioxiformes; Branchiostomatidae
Product: TNF receptor-associated factor 3-like
Exons: 10
Coding region: 365-2059 (564 amino acids)
Biological process (GO): regulation of apoptotic process; positive regulation of JNK cascade; regulation of canonical NF-kappaB signal transduction
Cellular component (GO): plasma membrane signaling receptor complex
Molecular function (GO): protein binding; zinc ion binding
Source: RefSeq, a predicted model, not a curated record
UAGUGUGUUAUUGGUCAACAGGAUUCUACAUGCACCCAUGAGUACCCAAUCAUGGACCUGACUGUGAGACUAAGUUAUCGAGCAACCAAGUUUGAAUUUUGGCCACCAAUGAUCACCAAUCCUUGCCUUAAUGGUGAAAGAAGAAAACUGACGAAGUUAAAAUCACAAAGAGGAAACAACAACUUUUCGGCCUUCCGUAUUCAGUUUCAUGGGCUUUUUAUACAACUAUUGUAACGGCACGGCUGAGAAGAUUGAAAUUGGUACAUGUAACCAGUGCAUCACGAGUAGGAGGGGUGGCAGCGCCAAAGCCAAGGCAAUUUGAGUCAAACAGAAGUGUGGCACUUUAUAUUAAAGAAGUGAAACUAUGAGUGACUACAUUCCCCCUGGAGCAGCUGGGGGUCCACCCCCCUCCUCGCUACCCUCCGAUGAUGGGGAGGGAGGUUUUGAUGAACAGUUUGUAUCGCCAUUGGAUGACAGAUAUAGAUGUCCAGUUUGUAUAUUAAUUCUCAGAGAACCAAGGCAAACAGGAUGUGGACAUAGAUUUUGUAACUACUGCAUCACAUUAAAGUUAAGAGAGCCAAGCCCCAAAUGUCCAAUAGAUGGUGAAGAGCUAACACAAAAUGAGGUGUUUCCUGACCUUUUCUGCAAAAGGGAGAUUCUUAUGUCCAAAGUUUACUGUAGAUUUAAGAAGAAUGGAUGCCAAGAAAUUGUUCUGUUGAGAAAUUUAGAGGCCCAUAUAAACGAGUGUGAAUAUGCCAUUAUUGACUGCAUCUUUAAGGAAGCCGGAUGCAUAGUAACUGUUCAGAGACGCCACCUUCCCCACCAUCUGGAGUCAGAGUGCAACUACAGACAGGAACAAUGCAGUUUCUGUGGGGAACUUGUGGCUGUGUCACAGCUCGAGGACCAUGAGAGACAAGUUUGUGCAAAUAUUCCAGUAAUAUGCCCCAACAACUGUGGGACAACCAACAUUCAAAGAGCACAGCUGGAAGAACACUUCAAAGUUUGCCCAGUUGCUGAAGCAGAAUGUAGCUUCAGUUCACAUGGUUGUCAUUUCAAGGGGAGAAGAUCAGCUUUACAAGACCAUGAGUCUCAGUCCAUGACAGAGCACUUUGAAUUGGUAACCAGAAGUCUAGGCUCUUUGGAGCUGGAACAUUCAAGAACUAAGAGAGAAUUGCAGGAAAAGAACAAUGAGACAGAAGUACUAAAAGAAAAGGUUAAACAACAGGAAGCUGAAGUUGCAAGUAUGAAGCAAAGUAACAGCAAACAGGAAGCCAAGAUUGCAGCCCUACAGAAAAUGAUGGCGAGUCAGACUGACAGGCAGAUAAAUAUAGAGCAAGGACUUGGAAGUACAGCAAAGAAAGAGGAGGUGGAUCAGCAGAAGAGAGAACUGUCUUCAGUAAAGGAACAAGUGAAGAGGCUCGACAACAGAGUCAACAGUCUGGAGUCACGAGGGGGAGGUGCCAGCAGCAAGGGAGAUGGAUAUUCAGGUGUAAUGGAAACUCAACUGAAUGCUCAUGACAGACAACUCGGCAUCCACGAUGUCCGACUGGCUGAGAUGGACCUCCGCUUCCAGAUCCUGGAGACAGCCAGCUUUGAUGGCACCCUUCUGUGGAAGAUCAAGGACUACACCAGGAGGAAGCACGAGGCAGUGACUGGGAGAACCCUGUCCCUCUACAGCCAACCCUUCUACACAUCUCAGUUUGGCUAUAAGAUGUGUGCCAGGGUGUACCUGAAUGGGGAUGGUAUGGGGAAGGGUACCCACAUGUCCCUGUUCUUUGUAGUCAUGCGGGGGGAAUAUGAUGCUCUUUUGCCCUGGCCCUUUAGACAGAAAGUAACCCUGAUGCUUCUAGACCAGGAUCAGGGCAGGCGCCACCUGUCGGAUACGUUCCGCCCUGACCCGACCAGCAGCAGCUUUAAGCGCCCUACCAGCGACAUGAACAUCGCUUCAGGCUGCCCACUGUUUGUGUCACAGUCAGUGGCUGAGUCAAAAACAUACUUGAACGAUGACACCAUCUUCAUCAAAGUCAUUGUUGAUUGCUCAGACCUUGUUAGUCCAUAACAAUAGCACUGUUUAAGCCGUAGAGUGGCCAAUGAUUUGGGAUUACGAGCAGAUAAUCCUGCUUGAUUUGUUACUCCCCAAGUCACUGGCCACUCUGAAACUCUUGAAUCUGCAAACACAAGUUAUCAGUGCCAAGGGAAGGAGGAGAGCAAACCCUUCACACACAGAAUAGCUCAAUGCUCUGCUACAUUUAGAAGGAGAGGGACAGCACCACUUAUUUUUAGAAGGUUGACUGACAGUGGCUCAGGUUCUGCCUCUGUUUCAUGUCACAGAAUUUAAGACUGCCUGCAGGAAGUGCUACUGCUCAAAACUUUUAUUUCUCUGUUCCCUUGGUACUAAAUUAUCUUUGGAAUGUUGGACAUCUGUGCUGUACAGCCCAUUCCUUUUCUAUAGUAAAAAGCCCCCAAAUAGACAAGCUAUCUUAUAAUACAAUGCAGAGCUGCUUCUAGUCAAUGUUGCUUUGUUCAAUGAAAGACUGCAUUUUUAAGAUCUUGAGGCUAACUUAGCUGCUAAGGCAUCUUCCCACCUUUGCAACAACUGACAUGCUUGCUUGCUUCACUUUCUUCUAUCUGGUUUUGUUGAAUGUUUUCUCCUUGGUUUAGUUACUUUUCUUUGUUGUCCAGCUCUUUACCUAUAAAUAUGUUACAGAUUCAAGAACAAAGACGUAUUCUUGGAUUCAAGAGUUCUUGGAUUCAAGACCUUCCACAACAUAAUUAAUAGUUUUAUUCAUUUGAAGGUGUAGAUUGUUGAACAAUGGUGGAA